CGCCCCCGAUACGACGGCUAUGACACCGGCUUUUGUUUUCCGCCCGAUAUCAUAACCUAGAAAAAUAUUUUUCCACGUAUUUUCCCUAAGUAACAUGUUAAAGAUGUGACCUGUUAGAUGAUAUUUAAUUGGUAAUGCAGAGAUGGAAAUUUAAGAUGUAAAAUAUUUCCUAUCCAACUACAGAACCCGAAUAGCAUGAGACUAAGAAAACGAAGAAGGGCACAGGUCAGCGGAUGGAAAGCGAUCAGAAGAUGCGUGAUUUUCUUCACUGCCGUGUGCGUAAUACCGGUGCUGCUGGUCCUGAUGGUCGCAACAGAUCACUACAUGCGUCCCGUGCAACAUUCUACGUUUCUAAGACACCAGUUGGACCUCAACGACAGACUUUUGAGUGAUUCUUUGUCAUAUUCGCAUAACAUGACAAUGGUGGGACAACGACUAGAAAGAAGGAGGAAACACAUGAAAAAAUAUUGUAAACUAUUGGGGCUGGACCGCCCUGGCAACGACACACUUCACAGGCCUAAUCCCUGGGAGUUCCUGGUAGACAAUAAACAUCACUUGGUGUGGUGCAACGUUUUUAAAGCGGCCAGCACCUCAUGGAUGUACAACUUCAAUAUAUUGGCGGGUUACAAACCGAAAUUUUUAAAGAAGAGCAAAUUAGUGCCGAUGACUUUGGCACGCCAAAAAUAUCCCAGACCGUCUCUGCAAGGUCUACGCGAAGCGUUCAACAACUCAGUGUCCUUUCUAAUAGCCCGGCAUCCCUUGGAGAGGCUUCUGUCGGCCUACAGGGACAAAUUGCAGUUCGCGUUGCCGCAUACGCAUCACAAGAAAUUGGGGAAUGAGAUCGUGGCGAAAUACAGAAACAAGCUAAGGAACAAGGAGGAUCGUGGAAAACCGCAGCAACGCUGGCCAUCAUUCCCCGAGUUCGUCGAGUACCUUGUCGACUCGGUGAAAAAUGGGGAACGACUAGAUAUGCAUUGGACACCAAUAACCGAAUUUUGCACUCCGUGCAUGUUCAACUUUCAAAUAAUCGCUCAUACGGAAACGCUGCAGGAAGACCAGACUUAUUUAAUUAAGAAAUCAAAACUGGAACAUCUUAUUGAGCCGCAAUGGAAGAACGCUGGAAGGGGCACCACUUCGGUGCAGAUUAGUAAAUAUUACUCGCAGCUCACCAGAUCUCAAAUACUACAGUUAUAUCAUAUUUAUAGGUAUGACUUUGAGUUGUUCAACUAUUCGCUGAAUGGCUAUUUAGAAUUAGGGCAGCAGGACAAAGACCCAUCCACUCUGUUGGCAGCAAUCACUCUCAAGGAUUUCCACCGCAAUCCCAUGCCCCAAGUCUACUGAGCUGGUUUCUAUUUUAAUAGUCCUUAAGAAAGUACCGUCGCAAUAAUAGAAUAAUUGAGAAUACUAGACGCUACAAAGCGCCAUCUCAAUUAGGGCGUCUGAUGGAUUCGAUUUAGAAUUAAAAACUUGUGAUAUUAUAGUGUUUAAAAAAUGAUAAUCUGAGAUGUAUUUUUUACAUUUUACAUCUGUACAUGAGACAAUGUUGGAUACAUUUUCAUAUCAAGUAAUAUCAAAUAACCAAUCAAAGUUUGCAAAGCAAUUUUAAUACAAAUUUUAAUAGUUACAAUUCAAUAAAGUAUCCAAGAUUGUCUUAAGUAACAUAAUUCAGAAAAAAAAACUGUUACAAGUAGUUUUUUUUAAUUACAAUGACACCUUCCUAUCAUUAAAUUGUGUGAAUUUUCUGAUUGUAAGGUAAAGCGCUAAUAGUCAAAUUUUAAAUGUUGAAGUUAGAUUACUGUAGUUAAACACUUAUUAAACUAGCAACACAAAAUAUUUGACAUGAAGAAUUACAUUGAAUUUUAAUAAAAAAAUAAAUACC
Molecule: messenger RNA, 1879 nt
Organism: Aethina tumida (small hive beetle)
Lineage: Eukaryota; Metazoa; Arthropoda; Insecta; Coleoptera; Nitidulidae
Product: carbohydrate sulfotransferase 11
Exons: 6
Coding region: 196-1341 (381 amino acids)
Biological process (GO): carbohydrate biosynthetic process
Cellular component (GO): membrane
Molecular function (GO): sulfotransferase activity
Source: RefSeq, a predicted model, not a curated record